AUGACUGUCGAUUCAGCAGAGAGAAAAUGUCAGGGAGUAGACUGCGGAAAGGAAGCUGGAAACCUACAAUGCCCAACAUGUCUGAAACUCGGCCUCAACGACAGUUAUUUCUGUUCCCAAGACUGCUUCAAGAAAAAUUGGAAUCAACAUAAGUCCUUACAUCAAAAACUCAAAGACAAGACACAAGAUGUAAAUGGAACGUAUAAUCCUUUCCCGACCUUCUCUUUCACCGGCCCAGUCCGACCCGUCUAUCCCCUUUCCCCCAUGCGCACCGUCCCCAAGUCAAUCAGACACCCGGACUGGGCGGAAACCGGGAUCCCCAAGGCCGAACAGCGUCUGAGCCGGACUAAGAUCGACUUGUUAGACGCCCAAGGCCAGCAGGCCAUGCGCAAGGUCUGUCGACUGGCUCGAGAGGUCCUGGACAUCACUGCGGCCGAGCUCAAACCGGGCAUCACCACGGACUACCUUGAUGAGGUGUGUCAUCGGGCCUGUGUAGAACGAGGUUCGUAUCCCUCUCCUUUGAACUAUUAUCACUUUCCCAAGUCGCUGUGCACGUCACCAAACGAGGUCAUUUGUCACGGGAUCCCCGACCAGCGGGUCCUGCUUGAUGGUGAUAUUCUCAAUCUCGACAUCUCGUUAUAUCAUGAAGGGUAUCACGCCGAUCUCAACGAGACGUAUUACAUUGGCGAGAAAGCCAAAGCAGACCCAGAUACCGUUCGGAUCGUUGAAACAACACGGGAAUGUCUAGACAAGGCGAUCGAGAUCGUGAAGCCCGGAACGCCCAUCCGAGAAUUUGGCAAGGUGAUUGAACAACAUGCCAAGUCUAGAGAUUGUCGUAUCGUCACCACCUGGGGCGGCCAUGGCAUCAAUACUGAAUUCCAUCCCCCACCGUGGAUCCCCCAUUACGGCAAGAACAAAGCGGUGGGUGUCUGCAAGCCUGGGAUGACUUUUACGAUCGAGCCUAUCCUGGCGCUGGGAAAGCCUAAAGAGGUCUACUGGCCGGACGAUUGGACUAAUGCCACGGUGGAUGGCAGAUGGACCGCUCAGUUUGAACACACUUUACUUGUUACGGAAACCGGCGUUGAGAUCUUGACUGCGCGGAACGAAGAUUCUCCGGGGGGUCCAAUCCCGAUGCCCACGACCACGGAUGGGCAGUAG
This is a messenger RNA of Aspergillus campestris IBT 28561, 1158 nucleotides long. RefSeq names its product putative methionine aminopeptidase, type I (gene fpaI). The coding region runs from base 1 to 1158 and encodes 385 amino acids. The record is from RefSeq and is a predicted model, not a curated record. Lineage: Eukaryota; Fungi; Ascomycota; Eurotiomycetes; Eurotiales; Aspergillaceae. The transcript has 5 exons. Gene Ontology annotation, molecular function: metalloaminopeptidase activity. Gene Ontology annotation, biological process: proteolysis.